AUGAUCUGGUUACUGACUUUCGCCAUUUACAUCGGGUCCGCGAUCUAUUCACCCGGCAUUCCGGACGCAGCACAACAUUUUGGUAUAAGUAACGUCUCUGCUACACUCGGCCUAACACUGUUCGUCCUGGGAUAUGGCGUUGGGCCCAUGAUCCUGUCACCACUCUCCGAGCUUCCCGCAAUCGGACGCAGUCCAACCUAUGUCCUGAGCUUGGUCGUUUUCGUAUUCUUCAACUUCGGUGUCAUCUACGCCAGCAACCUGGGAAUGUUUCUCGCAUUCCGAUUCUUGACUGGCUUCUUCGGUUCCCCAGCUCUGGCCACCGGUGGCGCGUCAAUGGGCGACAUCUGGAGCCCGCGGGCACGUGACUAUAUGAUUGCUGUGUGGGGGUGCUUCGCGAUCUCAGCGCCGGUCUUGGGACCUUUGGUGGGAGGGUUUGCCGCUGCCGCUAAGGGAUGGACCUGGACCAUCUGGCAGUUAAUGUGGAUCUCGGGUUUCACGCUUAUUCUGCUGUUAUUCUUCUUGCCCGAGACCUAUGCGCCGAAUAUUCUAAGUCGGCGCGCAGGACGGGUGAGGGAAAUCACAGGUGAUCCAAACUGCGUAUCGGAAUCCGAGCUUGAGCUUCAGAGUAUGACCAAAAAGGAUCUAAUAUUCGAAGCCCUCGUCCGCCCCUUUCAACUCUGCUUCCUCGAGCCGAUCGUCUUCCUCCUCAACCUCUACAUCUCCCUAAUAUAUGGUAUCCUCUAUAUUUGGUUCGAGGCCUUUCCUAUCAUCUUCGAAGAAAUCCACGGCUUCAACUCCGGCCAAAAUGGUCUGGCCUUCCUUGGCAUUCUUGUCGGAACCAUCGUCCUCGCGAUUCCGGGCUACUUCUUCUGGAAGUACCGCUACCAGUCUCGGAAAUUUGAUACGGAAGGCAACAUCGCGCCAGAAAGCCAGCUACCUCCCGCCUGCGUGGGCUCUAUCUGUCUCGCUGUCUCACUGUUCUGGUUCGGCUGGACCGGCAACUUCAAAUCCGUGCACUGGAUCGUCCCCAUCAUCGCGUCGGCGAUGUUCUCGGUGGGCGGGUGUCUGAUCUUCAAUAGCAUCUUCACCUACGAGGCGCACGCCUAUCCGAAGUAUGCGGCGUCCGUGCUCGCGGGCAAUGACUUCAUGCGCUCGAGCUUUGGGGCCGCAUUCCCGGUGUUCGCGACCGCGAUGUUUCAUAAUCUUGGGGUGGGGUGGGCGUGUACAUUACUGGGCUGCUUGUCAGUGCUGUUUGUGCCGUAUCCCUUUGUUUUGUUGGGCUUUGGGAGAAGGCUGCGGCUGGCGAGUAAAUUUGCAAGGCAUGAUAUUUAA
Molecule: messenger RNA, 1332 nt
Organism: Penicillium soppii
Lineage: Eukaryota; Fungi; Ascomycota; Eurotiomycetes; Eurotiales; Aspergillaceae
Product: MFS transporter
Exons: 2
Coding region: 1-1332 (443 amino acids)
Biological process (GO): xenobiotic detoxification by transmembrane export across the plasma membrane
Molecular function (GO): fluconazole transmembrane transporter activity
Source: RefSeq, a predicted model, not a curated record